This is a messenger RNA of Papaver somniferum (opium poppy), 954 nucleotides long. RefSeq names its product probable pterin-4-alpha-carbinolamine dehydratase, chloroplastic. Gene Ontology annotation, biological process: tetrahydrobiopterin biosynthetic process. Gene Ontology annotation, cellular component: plastid. The record is from RefSeq and is a predicted model, not a curated record. The transcript has 3 exons. NCBI's taxonomy places the organism in Eukaryota, Viridiplantae, Streptophyta, Magnoliopsida, Ranunculales, Papaveraceae. Gene Ontology annotation, molecular function: 4-alpha-hydroxytetrahydrobiopterin dehydratase activity. The coding region runs from base 48 to 698 and encodes 216 amino acids.
CACCGCCAUUUCUUGUUAUUCACAAAGCUCUGACCUUUGCUUCUCCAAUGGCACUCAAUCUCUCAUCUUCACUCUGUUUUCAAUUCAGAACUCCAAUUUCAGCCCCAAAACACCAAGAAUUCGGCUUCAAUUUCAAUUCUACUCCACUUGCUCAUAGAAAUGAUAGAAAGGUUGUGAGUUGUGGUUUGGGUGGUGAUGAUAUGUUGGGUGAUUUUGGUGCUAGAGAUCCAUUUCCAGCUGAAAUUGAGAGUCAGUUUGGUGAUAAAGUAUUGGGUAGUGGUAAUACAGAACAUAAAAUUCUAAUACCCAAUAUCUCUGCUCUUUCACUUUCUUCACAGGAAUGUACUCCUCUUGACCCUUCACAGCCUCCUCUUACUAAGCAAGUUGCCCAACAGCUCCUGAGAAAGGUUAUUGGGUGGAGAUUGGCGGAAGAUGAUGGAACAGGUAUACUAAGACUACAAUGUCUAUGGAAAUUGAAAGAUUACAAAAGUGGGAUUGAGCUAAUAAACAGGAUUUACAAUGUUGCUGCAACCACUGGGUUUUAUCCGGAUCUUCAUUUGGAACAACCUAAUCAAGUUAGAGCUCAAAUCUACACUCCUUCAAUCGGUGGACUAAGUAUAAAUGACUUCAUCUUAGCUGCAAAAAUUGAUGACAUUAAGACGUCGGAUCUUGUGCCUAGAAAAAGAGUGUGGGCGUAGUCGACUAUGGCUGGUCUGCAAAAGAGAGAAGAUCACUGCUAGCGCUCGUUCACUGGUAAUAUCUGCCUGUUUUCCUUUGUAAACUCCUCCUUGAGAUUACCAGAGUCAUCAUUAGACUAGUAGAGGCAUGUAAAAGUAUAUUUUUGAUGUACAUUGUCACAUUGAAUUCUAGAUCAAACAUUGUAUGAGCCAUGAAAUUUCAGUAAAAUAGAAUUUAGAAACUUGAAACACAGUUUCGGAUUUCCAAUUCACUCAA